AGCCGCAAAGGCACAUAUUAUAGAGAGGAGAGCCAUACUGAAGAAGAAAGAAUACGCCUCCUUCUUCCUUUCUUCUUCUUCUUCCUUCUUCACUGUGUAACUCUCCCACCGACGCCAAAUGGGGGACGUAAUUCUCUCAGAUCUGUGGACUCUAAUUCUGAUUCCGAUUUGUGCGAUUAUCGGACUCGUUUUCUCGCUUAUCCAGUGGGUUAUCGUCUCCAAAGUCAAGGUUUCGCCGGAGACUCCAUCUGCUGCUAACAACGGCAAGAACGGCGGCUUCUCUGAGUCCUUGAUUGAGGAGGAGGAAGGUCUAAACGACCAUAACGUCGUCCGUAAAUGCGCCGAAAUUCAGAAUGCUAUAUCUGAAGGAGCAACCUCCUUCCUUUAUACUGAGUAUAAGUAUGUUGGUGUUUUCAUGGCUGCUUUUUCUGUAUUGAUCUUCCUUUUCCUCGGUUCUGUGGAGGGUUUCAGUACACAGAGUCGGCCGUGUACAUAUGAUGGCAGCAAAACAUGCAAGCCUGCUCUUGCUACUGCUCUCUUCAGCACCAUAGCGUUUAUACUAGGAGGAAUCACUUCUCUGAUUUCUGGAUUUCUUGGAAUGAAAAUCGCUACUUAUGCUAAUGCAAGGACGACCUUGGAAGCAAGAAAGGGGGUUGGAAAAGCUUUCAUUGUUGCCUUCAGAUCCGGUGCUGUCAUGGGUUUCCUGCUUGCAGCUAAUGGUCUAUUGGUGCUGUACAUUACCAUCAAUCUCUUCAAAAUCUACUAUGGUGAUGACUGGGAAGGUUUGUUUGAAGCUAUAACUGGUUAUGGACUUGGUGGGUCUUCAAUUGCACUUUUUGGAAGAGUCGCUGGGGGAAUCUAUACCAAAGCUGCUGAUGUUGGUGCUGAUCUUGUGGGUAAAGUUGAGAGGAACAUUCCUGAGGAUGACCCCAGAAACCCAGCUGUUAUUGCCGAUAAUGUUGGUGAUAAUGUAGGAGAUAUUGCUGGCAUGGGAUCUGACCUGUUUGGUUCAUACGCAGAAUCUUCUUGUGCUGCUCUUGUUGUGGCUUCUAUCUCCUCUUUUGGAAUUAGUCAUGACUUGACUGCAAUGUUAUAUCCUCUUCUAGUCAGUUCUAUUGGUAUUAUUGUUUGCUUGAUAACAACAUUGUUUGCAACUGAUUUCUUCGAAAUCAAGGCUGUAAAAGACAUUGAGCCAUCAUUGAAGAGACAACUGGUUAUCUCAACUAUAUUGAUGACUAUUGGAAUUGCUGUUGUUAGUUGGGUUGCUCUUCCAUCUUCAUUCACAAUCUUUAACUUUGGUGUCCAGAAGGAUGUAAAGAACUGGCAGCUGUUUUUAUGUGUUUGUGUUGGAUUAUGGGCUGGACUUAUCAUCGGGUUUGUAACUGAGUACUACACAAGUAACGCUUACAGCCCCGUGCAAGAUGUUGCUGAUUCAUGCAGAACUGGAGCGGCUACAAAUGUUAUAUUUGGCCUUGCUUUGGGAUACAAAUCGGUGAUCAUUCCUAUUUUUGCUAUCGCAGCAAGUAUUUUUGUUAGUUUCAGCUUUGCUGCCAUGUAUGGUAUUGCAAUGGCUGCCCUUGGGAUGUUGAGCACUAUUGCUACUGGUUUAGCAAUUGAUGCAUAUGGCCCUAUUAGUGACAAUGCUGGAGGCAUUGCUGAAAUGGCUGGUAUGAGCCACAGAAUCAGAGAAAGGACUGAUGCCCUUGAUGCUGCUGGAAACACCACUGCAGCAAUAGGAAAGGGUUUCGCGAUUGGAUCUGCAGCUCUCGUGUCCUUGGCUCUGUUUGGUGCGUUUGUGAGCAGGGCGUCAAUUUCAAAUGUGGAUGUGUUGACUCCAAAGGUUUUCAUUGGUUUGUUAGUUGGUGCUAUGCUUCCAUACUGGUUCUCGGCCAUGACAAUGAAGAGUGUGGGAAGUGCGGCUCUUAAGAUGGUUGAGGAAGUGCGAAGGCAAUUCAACACCAUCCCUGGACUAAUGGAAGGAACUGCCAAGCCUGACUAUGCAACAUGUGUCAAGAUCUCAACCGAUGCUUCCAUCAAGGAGAUGAUUCCACCUGGUGCUCUUGUCAUGCUCACUCCCCUCAUUGUUGGAACCUUGUUUGGAGUCGAGACUUUAUCUGGUGUUCUUGCUGGUUCUCUUGUCUCCGGUGUUCAGAUUGCCAUCUCUGCAUCUAACACCGGUGGAGCUUGGGAUAAUGCGAAGAAAUACAUCGAGGCGGGUACUUCAGCACAUGCUAAGUCCCUUGGUCCUAAGGGAUCGGAUGCACACAAGGCAGCUGUGAUCGGUGACACUGUGGGAGAUCCCCUCAAGGAUACUUCAGGACCAUCACUCAACAUUCUUAUAAAGCUGAUGGCUGUCGAGUCGCUUGUAUUUGCUCCUUUCUUUGCGACCCAUGGUGGUUUGCUGUUCAAGAUCUUCUCUUAAGAAGGGGGUUUGAAGGAUUGAGAAGUUGUUGCAGAAAGAAUCUAUGUCUCCAAACAGCGAUGUUUUAAGUUUUCUGAGAUUCUUAUUACACCUAUCUGUCCCAUUUUUUCGUCAUGAACUUGUGUCUUGUCUCUCUGCGUAUUAUUUUUAUCUGGGUCAGCUAUGGUAAAACCGAAUCAUUUAGGUUUGAUUACAAUAUCACUGGUGUAGUUGAUGAUGACGAUGAUUAUUUGACUCAAAUUUUUGCUACUAGUAUGAUGGGAUUGUCAUCUUUAAUUAAUGUUCUAUAUUUUCAACAUUUGAUAAUAUAUUAUUCUGUAUUUUUUUGCCAA
This is a messenger RNA of Impatiens glandulifera, 2754 nucleotides long. RefSeq names its product pyrophosphate-energized vacuolar membrane proton pump-like. Gene Ontology annotation, biological process: proton transmembrane transport. The record is from RefSeq and is a predicted model, not a curated record. Gene Ontology annotation, cellular component: membrane. The transcript is spliced from 8 exons. Gene Ontology annotation, molecular function: diphosphate hydrolysis-driven proton transmembrane transporter activity; inorganic diphosphate phosphatase activity. The coding region runs from base 119 to 2422 and encodes 767 amino acids. Lineage: Eukaryota; Viridiplantae; Streptophyta; Magnoliopsida; Ericales; Balsaminaceae.